CUGGCCUGAAUGUCAAGGCUCGCUCCUACACGCCAGGAAUGACCGCACAACCACCUGCUUAGUCCAACACACACGAUGUCCUCACAACCAGACUCCGCCGACGGCGCGGGCCCGCUCCUCGAGCCCGCUGCCACCACCGAUCCACCCUCCGGCGCAGCGGCGAGCCCCCCGCCACCGCAGGCCGCUGCCGCCGCCCCCAGCUCGCUGGGCUCGCUGGACCGCCUGCCGCCCGACCUGCUGGCCAGUCACGUGUGGACGCAGCUGCCGCGCCGCGACCGCCGCGCGCUGCGGCUCGCCUCCCGCGGCCUGGCGCGCCUCACCGCAGAGGCGGUGAUGAGCCGCCUGACCGUGGCCGUGUGCCGUGCCUCCCUGCUCACCCUCACCUCCCACAACCACAAACUGCACCAGCGCUUCCCCCGCCCCACACGCCUCACACUACGGCUGCUGCCGCCCGCCGGCGCCAACCGGCGCAUCGGCGAGCUGUCGGAAAUGGCGGCGGCGGCGGCGGCCGCCGCCGCCGCGGCGGACGGCGGCAGCGGCGCUGGCGGAGGAGGAGGCGGCGCCGCCGCCGCGGGCGGAGCAGCGGAUUUCUUGGCGGGAGUAGGUGGCGGCGGUGGUGGCGGCGGCGGGCCGGAGUGGGAGGGCAGCACGGCUGUGAUGUCGUACUUCUUGUCGGAGCUGGGCGCCAGCACCACCCUCACAUCGCUGUCGCUGCAGGGCUGGCAGGAGCUGCAGCCGCGCGACCUGCACCACGUGGCCGCCUGCUACCCGCGACUCAGUAGGCUGCACCUGGCGGGGCUGCCGGGCAACAACUACCUUCACGGCCACGUGUUGGCCUCGCUGGGCAAGGCGGGGGCGGCGGGGCUGCGCGAGCUGGUGGUCGACACGCAGGUGGUGAUGGACGCCGCCGCCGCCCUGGCCGCCCUCUCCGCCGCCGCGCUCCCCUCCCUGGCCGCGCUGCAGCUGUGCGGCCUGCCGCUGCUGGGCAGCUGGGAGCCGCUGCCGCUGGCGGGGCUGGGGGGCGGGCUGACGCGGCUGGAGCUGACGUUCGAGCACCGGCACGCGGGGGCGGAGGCGGCGCUGGCGGAGCUGGGGCGGCUGCGCGGGCUCAGGUGCCUGGCGCUGGACUUCAUGCAGCUGGGCACCGGCUCCUCGCUGUGGUCCGCGGGCUGGCUGCUGUGCCACGUGCUGUGCCGCCUGCCCGCCCUCACCACCCUGCGACUGCCCCGUGCCUUCCUGUACGACAAGUCCCACCCAGCCUACCUCGCCACACUGGCCGCCCGACUGCCGGCGCUGAGGGAGCUGGGGCUGGGCUCCGCCAUUCUGUCGGAGGAGACGGUGGCGGCGCUGAAUGGCGGCGGCGCGGCGGCGGCGGCGGCGGCGGCGAUGGCGGCGGCGGCGCGGGCGGGGCAGCGGCUGGGCGGCGGCGGCGGCGAGGAGGGUGGUGGGAGGGGCGGUGGGGCGGGUGGCACGGCGGGGAUGGAGCCGGCGACGCCGGCAGCGCGGCCGGGGGCGGAGGCGGGGACGGGGGCGGGGGUGGCGGGGGGUGGAGGCACCGGCCUGGAGGAGGGUGCGGCCGGAGGUGUGGACGUGGGCGUGGGGCCGUCCCGCUCUGGCGCCGAGGUGGCGGCGGCGGCCGCGAUGGCGGCGGCCGGCGGCGCCAGCUGUGGCGGUCAGGGCUCGCCCAUGUUCAUAUCCCCCCACUGCUCCGCUGGCGGCGCCAAUGACGGCGGCGGCAGAGCCGGCGGCGGGGGAGAGAGCAAGACCCCAGCGGCGGGGGCGGCAGCGGCGGGGGCGGGGGCGGGGGCAUGCGACAGCCUGGCUCCCACAACCCCGGCAGUGGCAGCAGCGGCAACAGCAUCGGCACCAGUAGCCGACGCGGGUAGCAGCGGCAGUAGCAGCGGCAGUAGCAGCGGCGGCGGUGGCGGCGACAUGAAUUCCGACGACGCGGCGGGUGUGUUGUUGGGUGCGGUGCCGCCGCCGGGCGCGACGUUGGUGCGGCCCUGGCGGCGGCUGGCUCUGGGGGCGGCCAUGCCUUGCUACCUGGAACUGUUGCUGCGGGCGCUCGGCAUUGAGCCGGUGGAGCAACAGCAAGGCGAUAAGCAGCAGGAGGGGGAGGAGCGGCGGCAGCAGGAGCGGGAGCAGCAGGCAGGGGAGGGGCAGGGGAGAGGGGAGGCGGGCCCUGCCACGCCGGCGCCGGAGCGGCCGGCCAGUGGGGCACGUGGCAGUGGCGCGGGCUACGGCGGCGCCCGUGCUACUGCCGAUGCCCGGGGUGCGGGUGCUGGUGGUGCUGCUGCUACAGCCCGGACGGGCAGCCUGGAGCUAUUGGAGCUGUGCACGCCCGCCACCCUGCCCAUGGUGCAGCUACUGCCGCGCUACGUCCGCAGUAGCAACAGCAGCAGUGGCAGUAGCAGGGCCGGCGGUGUCGGCGGCGGGGGCGGGGUGAAGGAGGUGCGGCUGCUGCUGCGGCUGGGCGGCAACUGGGCGGAUGUGGUGUCGGGGUUGCGGCGGCUGGGGCCGGCUCUGACGGGCCUGGCGCUCAUGCCCACCUUCCUGUACAGCACCGGGACCAUGAUCACUGAGCAGGUGGUGGCGGCGGUGGCGGCCGGCCUGCCGCACCUGACCCACCUGGAGCUGUACCGCCUCAACGCCGACCCCACACAGCUGGCGGCGGCGCUGGAGCACCUGCCGGCACUCAGGUACCUGUUGUUGGGUGUGGCGGACGAGGCGCGGGAGCGGCGCGGCCGCGGCCACCCCGCGGCGCUGGUGCGGGCGGCGCUGGAGGCCCUGCACCUGCAGCGGCAGCGGCAGCAGCGCUGGCGCGUCGCUCACUCCCGCACGCGGCUGGCGGCGACAACUGCCACUGCGGCUGCGGCUGCGGCGGCGGGCGUACGGCAUUCGGCCGAGCAGCUGGAGGAGGAAGCGGCUGCGGCUGCGUCUGUACACCCAGCCCCCUCGGCCCACUACCAACACGAACCCCAGAACCACCACAACCACCACCACAACCACCACCACAACCACAACCACCAACUGCCCGCGGACGACAGCGUGGUGUGCUGCGGCGAGCUGUCGGAGUCCGAGGCCGCCGCCUUCAGCGAGGCGGCGGAGCUGCAGUACGGCGUGUACGACAGCGCGGGCAGCCGGCUGCGGGUGACGCGGGCGCCCGGGGACCGCAGCCUGCCGGCGCGGCUGGCGGUGGGGUGCAGCAUGGCGCAGACGGGCUGGGAGCAGUAGCUGCAGCUGCAGAUGCAGAUGCAGAUGCAGAUGCAGAUGCAGCGGGAGGGGGGAGGGGGGGAGGUAGGGUCGUUUGGGCUGGCACGAGUCGGAGCCAACCUCAUGUCAAAGCGAGAUCUGAACCUGUAAUCAGCCCGAACGAAUGAGGGCGCGCGCGCAAGAGUGACGUGAAAAUGUGUCAUGUACGGUAUGCGUGUUUUUGCAUGUUGCAGGCAUUGUGCAGUUGUGCAGUUGUGCUCGCAAGUACCUGUGUGGCCGGUCGGGCCUCGGCGCGCAUUGCUAAGGUGGAAGCGGUGAAGCGCAGGGAGGGGGAAACCAGGGUGGGUUCAUGGGGUGAAGCGAGGGUGGGUUGAAAGAAGGGUGGGGCCGUGCGGGUGAAGGGGUCUGACGGUGCUGCAAGGCCGCUCCGCCACUGGGCCGCGGCGGCCGUACGUGUUGGCGCGCUUGUGGGCGACAAGGGAUGCCUCUGUUCAGCACUCGAGCACGCGCCAUGGUGGGACCAGAAAUCAAGUAUGUAAGCUUGCAGCCUU
Molecule: messenger RNA, 3764 nt
Organism: Chlamydomonas reinhardtii
Lineage: Eukaryota; Viridiplantae; Chlorophyta; Chlorophyceae; Chlamydomonadales; Chlamydomonadaceae
Exons: 7
Coding region: 76-3234 (1052 amino acids)
Cellular component (GO): nucleus
Source: RefSeq, a predicted model, not a curated record